GCUCUUGGCAAUGCCACAGGUCUUGAAGCUCCUGGAUGAUCUUGCUCUUCAAGUUGUGCUGCUCAUCAUGUGAAUCUGACAUGGAACAUCAAAGUAGACAAAUCAAUCAGUUAAUGUUUUUUGGAUUCUUUCUCUGCCUGGAUGCCUUUUUAUAUCUCUUUACUCUACUACCGUUGCGAGUCCUUCUAGCCCUAAUGAGAUUUAUUACUCUCCCUUGUUGUGGCUUAAGCGAUGGACGGCUGCUACAACCUGCUCAGGUAUGUGACAUACUCAAGGCACUUAUAAUGGUCAUCUGCUUUGUUAUGAUGCACUACGUGGAUUAUUCCAUGAUGUACCAUCUCAUUAGAGGACAAUCUGUCAUCAAACUCUACAUCAUCUACAAUAUGUUAGAGGUAGCAGAUCGCCUCUUUUCUUCCUUUGGACAAGAUAUUUUGGAUGCACUGUAUUGGACAGCCACCGAAACUAAAAAGAAGAAACGAGCUCAUAUUGGGGUGAUACCUCAUUUCUUCAUGGCUGUGCUUUAUGUCUGUAUCCUUUGGGAGUCACUUAUUAAAGCUACCAG
Molecule: messenger RNA, 562 nt
Organism: Rhincodon typus (whale shark)
Lineage: Eukaryota; Metazoa; Chordata; Chondrichthyes; Orectolobiformes; Rhincodontidae
Product: transmembrane anterior posterior transformation protein 1 homolog
Exons: 4
Biological process (GO): positive regulation of cilium assembly; maintenance of protein localization in endoplasmic reticulum
Cellular component (GO): endoplasmic reticulum membrane; ciliary basal body
Source: RefSeq, a predicted model, not a curated record